AUGGCUACUGAACAAUCUCCUUUGCUUAGGGAUAUUAGGAAUGAUGAUUUUAUUGAACCGCAAGAUAUGCGUGAUGGUCGUUUUGGGAAAAUUCCGUUGGGUCUUAUUGCAAUUCUUAUAUUAAUUAUUGGGUUUGUCUUAUUUGUCGUAUUCGUACCGCAUAAUACUCCUCAUCCGAUUGAACCUUGGCCUACAGAUCUAACUCCAAAUAUAUUUUCCCAUUUAAAAGCAUUAAAUGAAAUUGCAAAACAUUCAAAUAAAAAUUCUCGUUCAAUAACUAAUGGAUAUAAUGCAUCAGCAGAAUAUAUUAUUAGUACUUUAAUUAAUAAAACAAAUUGUGACGUGAAAUUACAAUAUUUUAAAGUACCUAUUUGGGAGAAAGAAAAAGAAGCAGAGUUAAGCGUUUCUUUUGGUAACCCUGAUGAAAUAGUUGCGUUUCAAGGAGGUAUCGAUUUUUGGAGCAUGCGAGAUGGCGGUCAAGCAGCAAGCUUAGUUUCUCAAGAAGUUGUUAAAAUACAAAAUCCUCUUGAUAAUAAGACUGAAUGGAAUGUUCAAGGAAAAGUUGCUCUGAUUCAAUUUGGAAAUUUCAGCGUUUGGGACGCUGCAUAUAAGGCUGAACAAAAUAAAGCAUCUGCCGUUAUUUUUUAUAAUUCACCAGGUCAAACAAAACUUUCACGUGUUCGAGUGAGAAUUGCUGAAUGGAAAGAAGGAGAUCCUUUAAUGAACAUACCCGUUCUUGCAGCCUCUAAUUCACUUGGUCGAAUACUUAAAAUAUCAUCCUCUAUUAAUAUCACUACUUACACAAAAGUUUUUGUCACCGAAACAUUUAAUGUUAUAUGCCAUUUAAACGAUCACGGUCAUAAAAAAAAUACUAUAGUCUUAGGUGCCCAUUUGGAUUCUGUUUCUGCCGGCCCCGGUAUGGUUGAUAAUGCUUCAGGAGCUGCAACUCUGUUGGAGAUUCUUUUGACAUUGGAGAAACAACUAUUUGAACCAAAGAAUAGAUUAGUAUUCGCUUGGUGGGGAGCUGAGGAGAUUGGACUUGGAGGAUCAAGACAUUUUGUUAGAGAGCUGCUUAAAAGUAAAGAGAAAGAAAACAUUGCAAUGUAUUUGAAUUUUGAUAUGUUGGGAAGUCCGAAUUAUAUACCAUUUAUUCUUCAAGGUUCGGAUGCACCACCUGAUGCAAGGGAUGGAUCAAUAAGAAUUCAACACAUGUUAGAAAAAGUCUUUGAUAAAUUACGAGAACCUUAUGAUAUUUCUGAUAUGUUGGGUGGUAGUGACUUUUUACCUUUCAUUCAAAACAGUAUUCCGUCAGGUGGUAUUUAUACUGGGUCAAGUGAAAUAAAAAGCAGAAAAUCUCAACAAAAAUUUGGUGGAAUCGCUAAUGCACCUUUAGAUCCUUGUUACCAUCAAGCAUGUGAUAUUUUGGAUAAUGUUAGUGAAGAUGCUAUUGAACUUACAUCAAAGGCCGCUUUGGAAGUAAUCAUUAAUUUUGGAAGUAUGAAAGAUUUGAGAGAUUACUUGGAGAGUAGAGAUAUUUAA
This is a messenger RNA of Dentiscutata erythropus, 1539 nucleotides long. The record is from the annotation of a GenBank genome assembly. Lineage: Eukaryota; Fungi; Glomeromycota; Glomeromycetes; Diversisporales; Gigasporaceae.